UUGGCCCGGCGGCUCAGAGGUAAAACCGGCCGCCGAGAGGGGAGCGUGAUAGCCCGGCUCCUGCCUCGCUGACAGCCCCCCCACCCCCCUCCAUCCUCCUCCAUCCCCAUGCGGCCGGCCCUGUGAUCCCCCCCUCCACCGCAGGCCAGAGGCAGGCAUGGGGGGGACGCCCCCCGAGGCCGGCCGGGAGCCGGGGUCCUGUUGUAGACCCCUCCUGGGGGUGUUCUGCCUCCUCCUCCUCCUCCUCCCCAUCCCGUUGGCAGCGCUCCUGGAGAGCCUCGGAAACCAGGCCGGCCUCGCCCUGCACAAGACUCAGGAAGACACCAGAGCGGCCGGUGCCCCUGGCCCCCGGCCCCCCACCAUCCCGGCCCCCCUGCCCCAUCGGACCCGGAGACGACGCUACACCAUUACCCCAGGCAGGCUUCGCUGGGACCAUUUCAACCUGACCUACAAGAUCCUGUCCUACCCUAGGAACCUCAUCAACGAGAGCGAGACCCGGCGGGGACUGGCGGCUGCCUUCCGCAUGUGGAGUGAGGUCUCCCCGUUCAACUUCAAGGAGGUGCCUCGAAGCCGGCCCAGCGACCUCAAGAUAGGUUUCUACCCGAUCAACCACACGGACUGCCUGGUGUCCCUCCUCCACCACUGCUUCGACGGCACGACCGGCGAGCUGGCCCACGCCUUCUUCCCCCCGAACGGCGAGAUCCACUUCGACGACAGCGAGUACUGGAUUGUGGGCAACACCCGGUUCAGCUGGAAGAAAGGCGUGUGGCUCACGGACCUGGUCCACGUGGCGGCCCACGAGAUAGGCCACGCUCUGGGCCUCAUGCAUUCCCUGAACGGCAACGCGCUGAUGCACAUCAACGCCACGCUGACGGGCAAGAAGACCAUUUCGCAGGACGAGAUGUGGGGCAUCCAUCGGCUCUACGGCUGCCUGGACAGGCUCCAUCCCUGCCCGUCAUGGGCUCGGAGGGGUUUGUGCGACUCGCGCAGGAAGUUCAUGAAGAAAUUCUGCCCCAGCAGCUGUGACUUCUGCUACGAGUUCCCCUUCCCGACGGUAGCCGCCACCCCUCCGCCCCCCAGAACCAAGACCAAGGUGGUGCCAGAGGGCAGGAACGUCACCUUCCGCUGCGGCCAGAAAAUCCUCCACAGGAAAGGCAAAGUGCACUGGUACAAGGACCGGGAGCUGCUGGAAUACUCCUACCCAGGCUACCUCGACCUGAGCGAUGCCCACAUGAGCGUCAUCGCCAACGCCAUCAAUGAGGGCACCUACACCUGCGUCGUGAAGAAGAAGGAGCGCAUCCUCACCACCUACUCCUGGAGGCUGCGUGUGAAGCGUUAAGUGGGGCCGGAGGGUGACUGGCUAGGGCCCGGGCCAAAGAGCUCCCACUCCCCCGUGCCCCUUCCUGCGGAGUGGGGGCUCAGGAACAGUGAGGCACCCACCUCCCCAGAAUGGACUCUGUGGGCCAGGGCAGAGGGGAGGGGGCAGCGGCAAGGCCAAUGGAGCGGGCCGAGAUCUGAGACUGUGCCACGGCGGCUCCGGGCCCACGGGCCGGGGAGGGGUGCUGCCGGACAGAGCCCGACUGAUAAAUGCUUUUGCCAAAGAA
Molecule: messenger RNA, 1604 nt
Organism: Tachyglossus aculeatus (Australian echidna)
Lineage: Eukaryota; Metazoa; Chordata; Mammalia; Monotremata; Tachyglossidae
Gene: MMP23B
Product: matrix metallopeptidase 23B
Exons: 8
Coding region: 158-1339 (393 amino acids)
Biological process (GO): extracellular matrix organization; proteolysis; collagen catabolic process
Cellular component (GO): extracellular matrix
Molecular function (GO): zinc ion binding; metalloendopeptidase activity
Source: RefSeq, a predicted model, not a curated record